CAGCGUUCCAGGCCACAUGGCGUUCUGGGCACAAAGUCUGUUCAAUCUGAGCGCACGUCACCUGCCAGCCGAGUUGCGGCUUGCGUUGCAAAGCCCAUAACAAGCUCAGUUUGAGCGCAGCGCGCCAUAUUGGAAGCAGAUGUCGUCGCCUAUAAGUAUCUCCAUCACCUCUCCGCUAAGAAACAGAACUUACAAAGGUAGAAUGACCACUCGCUCUUGCACCAAACGAGUCCAGCUCACUCGGAAAUUUUCCACUUGCCAUCGCAAGCUCACUAGAAAUCACCGUCAUGGCGGAAUCACUGCCAGCUCAACCUUCGUUUCCAGCACCCGAAGCAACACGGCGAGCCACCGCCCCAGAAGAUGUACAAGAGCUGCUUCACCAAGCAAAAUAUACAACUUCUCCGGUUGAAAUACCCAAGGAGACUCCCUUGAUGAUGCUUCCUGAUGGUGAGACUCAAGCCUUCCGUCAUCUCGCUCACAGUAUCGUCUCGCGAACAUUGGCCCACGAGAGCGAAUACCACCGCACAAAGCGUCCAGAGCUGGGCCAACGCGACUGGAAGCUGCUCAAGCGUCAGAACGAGAUCAGUAUCUACAAGCGCAGGGCUCCAAAGAUACCGGAGCAGGGCCGUACUGCCGCACAGUCCAAGCGACCCAUGGCUCUCUGUGUUGGAUCCAUUGCAGGAAAACUUGAAGACGCUCUCUAUGGCGUCCACGCCAAGACUCGUGAGGAGAUGCAAGUAACGUUGCCCUACUUAAGCAAGGGUCAUGUUGACUGUGCAAUGCUCGCCAAACUCGAAGGAGCCUCGACGACGGAUCCGUAUCGCCAACUCUCGCUUAAAUGGCAUCUCGCUGAUGCUUUGUCGGAGGCGAAGAUCAUGAAACUUCGCGACCUAUGCACACUCGAGUCCAUGGGGAUUAGCACCGAUGCUCAGGGUGAACGGUAUGCGUACUAUCUGCUCCAAAGUGUGGACUUUGCUGGAUGCCCACCACCUCCUGAGGACAGCGACGUCAUCCGAGCCCACAUGAUGUUCUGCUGCAUUUACCGCCAAGUGCCGGGAUCGCACAUUGUUGACGUGUACGCCAAGGGGAUGUUCGACUUGGGUGGUGACAUUCCGUCAUUCCUCGUGUACAAUUCUUCUUGCACCUUGAUGCUGUCGGUUCUCGGAGCCAUGGACAGCGCCAAAGCCAAGCGUCUCACUCUUGUGGCACUACAGAAGGCUGAUAAUUCAGUUUCUUCAUCGAUCGAUGACCUGUCCACGCUGGACUUGGAGGACUUUGAGCUGACGACAGAUUCGAGCCCGUCUGGGUAUUCCAAUUCGGCGUCCAGUCUCUCAGCGGAGGUCGCGAAUGUCAUCGCUGCGAUGCCACUCGCUUGCUUUCGAAGGGCCACAGGAAGUCCCGUUCUCGGCGACAGUCAUCUGCUGAGCCGUGUUGCGUGUGCUCCAAGAAACCAGCUAUGGCGUCCAUCGUAGGCGCUACGCACCGCACCUGUGGCGUAUGUCUCCGAGGUGUCUGCAACAAGUGCCACAUGAAGCGCCGCUUGUUUGCUCGACGUCAUCCCGUGACUGUGGCGUGCUGCAAGUCGUGUCUGCUGGAAGCCAAACAACUGAGCGUGGACCCUCAAGAGCCAUGUCCUAUGCUGCCGUAGAGCAGUUGAGAACGGAGUAUGUGCUUGCAAGUAUAAUAAACUGUCAAUGUACCGGUACA
Phytophthora infestans T30-4 is the source of this 1707-nucleotide messenger RNA. RefSeq lists its product as uncharacterized. NCBI's taxonomy places the organism in Eukaryota, Oomycota, Peronosporomycetes, Peronosporales, Peronosporaceae. Bases 288 to 1472 code for a protein of 394 amino acids. The transcript has a single exon. The record is from RefSeq and is a predicted model, not a curated record.